Messenger RNA from Amorphotheca resinae ATCC 22711, 894 nucleotides. RefSeq lists its product as hypothetical. Bases 129 to 425 code for a protein of 98 amino acids. Gene Ontology annotation, molecular function: endopeptidase inhibitor activity. Gene Ontology annotation, biological process: vacuole fusion, non-autophagic. The record is from RefSeq and is a predicted model, not a curated record. NCBI's taxonomy places the organism in Eukaryota, Fungi, Ascomycota, Leotiomycetes, Helotiales, Amorphothecaceae. The transcript is spliced from 2 exons.
UGGCGCUUAAGGUAAGAUACCGUGGGUACCUACAGUAGACAUCCUCAUAUCUCCUCACGGUCUGCCCGCGACAGCUGCACCUUCACACAGAGGAGCAUUGAAAAUAGAGCCGCCACAUCCGCGCAAACAUGAAGAUUGCAUUGUUCUCCAUCCUAGUGCUCGUUGCAGUCGUCCUCGGCUCACAGGUGCCACAGAAGGCUGUCAUCGUCACUUAUCCAGACAAUACUCCCAACAGCGUCUUGGACCAAGCCAAGGAUGCCAUCAAGGCUGCUGGGGGCAUCAUUACACAUGAAUACAAGCUGAUCAAAGGAUUUGCUGCAGAAGCACCAGCCAAAGUUCUCGAAACCGUCCAGGCGUGGGGCAGCGACUACCAUGCGGUCAUUGAAGAGGACCAGAUGGUAUCGAUUUCUGGCAGUGGGGACUAGUUCUGGAUUCGAAAGGGUGCAGGCGAGGGAAGGCACCGGCGUUGGAAUUGUACAUCAUGGCUUGCAAAUACUGGGUUUGACGAGGCGCAACUGAUAUAUCACAUGCGGCGUUCGGACAGGCGAGGGGCAGCGUCCUUGUAGUGCUGUAAUGGUAGGGACUUGAGGCCUUUUCUUUUCCUUCUUUGGUGGUGCCAUCAUUGGUGCCAUCUGCUGUAUCUAUGUUAUUACUGGAUUACCCCUCGUGCUACUCUUCUGGCGUGGCAUUGCUUCUUCCUGCUAUUCACCCCAACCCAGAGACGUAGAAGGUAAUGAGCAGCGGCCUUUCAGGACUUUCCUCACAUUAAGAGCGCCUUUGAAGGACAAACUAAAGACAAGAAGAGCGAGAGGACAAAGCCGGGGAGGUAACAACGUAUUUAGAGAUUGGGGUUCUUUGACAGGGCCAUCUUCAAUAAAGAACAAUACUAUGAAU